AUGAGCACGAGAGGAAGCUUCCAGAAAAUCAUACUCUAUCAGGACUACGACCUGGCAGCAGAAACACUGCAUCUCCUUGUUGCGAGGGGAUUCGAUUUGAACUCCGCAUUCCCGCCCAGAUUCGACCCCCAGCUCCCGUCAAUAUUCGACUGCUGCGUGAAAAAAGGAUACUGGCCGCUGGUCCAGAAGUUAUCGGAGGCGGGUGGCCGGCCUACCGAGAGCUCCCUUGAAUGCUCGGUGGAGUCGGGAGACAAGAAUCUUGUGCGUUACCUCCUGGAAAGAGGUGCAAAGGUCGGUCAUUUCAGCAAUGUAACACGCCAUGGGGGGACAUCAACACCGCUUGCGGCAGCCAUUCGACUAGGACGGGACGGGAAAGAUAUUCUGAAGCUUUUGGUCGACCAUGGUGCUCUAGAUGGUCUGUCCGACCCAAUUGACUAUCUUGCAGCGCUCGAAGCUGCGAUAGAUGCCGCAAAUCAGGAAGCCGCCAUCUCCUUCCUGGGAAGAGAAAUCCCCAUACAGCCAGAAAAACUUGGAUUCGCAUUAAAGCAAGCCGUGAAGAAUCAGCAACCAAGUCUAGUGGAACUACUGUUGCGUACAGGGGCUCCAACCAACGAAUGUUUCAUCCGGGGCAAGUAUGGCCGCGGGAAUCUUUGCGACUAUGAAGGGCCACCGCUUAUGUUUGCUCUACAAGCAAGGAACCACCGGAUUGUACGACUACUCCUGAACUUUGAUGCGAUUCCCAACUACAGCGAUGAUAAAGCCAGGGCAGAGGCCAAUGGCUCGGAAUUGAAGCCCGCGAUCACACUGGCCCUUGAAUGGGGAGACGUAUCUAUUUUACAAGAUCUUAUAGAGGCUGGAGCUGAUCCAAACGCCUGUACGCUAUCUUCCGGACACCCACUUUCUAUGGCAGUCGACAGACGCAACAAAGCAAUGGUCUUGAUGUUGUUGCAAGCCGGAGCAGAUCUCAACGACCCGGUAGUGCGCCUGACAGGAGCUACACCACUCGCCGCUGCCGCGAAAAACCAAGACAUGGCCAUGGCUUUGUUCCUCCUUGACCAAGGCGCCAAUCCCUAUGACCCGUGGGCUUUCGCCGGGGCGGCAGCCACUGGCUCGGAACUAUGCAAGGUGUUGCUUGCCGAGCUUGGCAAGACCGCCCCUUCUCUACGAUCGAGACUUGGAAUUAUCGCUUUGAAUGAUGCCAUCAAAAGCGGCAGCAAAGAAACAUUCACGUGCAUACUUGCAACAUGUGCUCUCCAGAUCCCUGAGUACGAACGACUAGAACCGUCCUCCAAAAAUCCGCUAGAUGGCAUACUCUUCUUCUCGGAAGAGGUUGCUAAUCCUUUAGGACAUGCGAUCUUACAGGCGCAAAGAAACGAGCAAUUCUUCCUUCGCAGGCUUCUCAAUCAACAUGUCAAUCCUGAAACUGUUAUUCGCGAGAGGCGGACCGAGCAAAAUAUUUUCGAUCCUUUCCUGCCUGCACCGAUUCGUACAGCGUUUUUGGCUGCAAUAGACACUGGUAUCUAUGACAUCGUUGAACUAUUUUUAGAGCAUGGUGCCAAGGUGAACUGCGAAGCUCGCUUCAACAUCAAACGCACGCCGCUACAACGGGCAGCAGAGCUUGGAAACAUAGAUAUCGUGCGCCUACUUAUCAAUUGGGGUGCUGACGUGAAUGCUGCUGGCGCACGACGGAGGGGCGGCACUGCCCUGCAGCUCGCCUCAAUCAAAGGCAACAUGCCAGCGAUCGAGUUGUUGCUCUCACACGGCGCCAGAAUCGACGCACAGCCUUCGCAAGCUGAUGCCAGAACUGCACUUGAGGGUGCGGCCGAGAACGGCCGACUAGACACGGUCUCGCUCCUAUUGCAGCACGGCGCGGCGAUGGAGGGCAAAGACCGCCCACAACUGGAACGAGCGAUCCGACUUGCACGUGGCAAUGGUUUCGGGUAUGUUGGAGACAUGCUGGAGUACUUUCUCAAACACGGGAAGGUAACGGAUAGGAUUAUGUGGGACGAUUGUGUGGACUGGGAAGUCCAUGAUGAGGACCAGAAUGAAUGA
Molecule: messenger RNA, 2052 nt
Organism: Cyphellophora europaea CBS 101466
Lineage: Eukaryota; Fungi; Ascomycota; Eurotiomycetes; Chaetothyriales; Cyphellophoraceae
Exons: 1
Coding region: 1-2052 (683 amino acids)
Cellular component (GO): cytoplasm; nucleus
Molecular function (GO): protein binding
Source: RefSeq, a predicted model, not a curated record